AUGACAUCUCCAUCAACACGAAAAUUAUGUUCGACAAUUAGUGGAUGCAAACAAACAGCUGCCACUAAUUGCGAAGGUUGUUUACAAGCUUUUUGUACUAAACAUUUUAGCGAUCAUCGUCAUUUACUUAGCGAAGAGAUGAAUGCAAUCAUAAGUGAACAUAAUCGUCUUCAAGAUACAUUAAAUCAAUCAACAGAACCUAAUUCACAUCCUUUCAUUAAAAAAAUUGAUGAAUGGGAAAAAGAAUCGAUCGUUAAAAUUCAACAAAAAGCAGAAGAACUACGACUUGAGUUAUUCAAACUGGUAUCAAUGCGUAAUGAUGAAGUUUUGAGUACACUUCAACAAUUAUCGGAAGAAUUGAACGAAAGUCAAGCAACUGAUAAUUUCAUUGAGAUUGAUCUUCAAGAAUGGAAGAUUACUCUAAACAACCUAAAAGCAAAACUUGAUUCAUCAUCAGCAUUUUUAUUUAAUGUACGUGAUGAUUUGCCACUAGUGCAAGACAUUUCUAUCAUGUUUACAAUAGAAAAUGAAUUAUUUGAACAAGUAUUUGAUAAUACUGUACAGAUUAAGCAAUGCAGACAAGUAAUAAUUCAUGAUACAUCACAUAAUUACACAGAGCUUCGAGGAAAAAACGAAUAUACAACUGGUCGUCAUAGAAUUCGUCUAUGUAUUGAACAAUCCGAUGAUAGGUGGACAUUUCUAGGAAUUACAUCGAAAUCAACGCUUUUACAAAAACAGUCAAGCAGUUCGAAAUCAUCUUAUGGAUGGACUAAUAAUAACUAUUUUUGGAUAAAUGGAGAAUGCCAUCCAAAUCAAUCCAGUGAUCGUAUUGAGAUGAAAACGAAUGAUAUAAUUACUUUAAUAUUUGAUUGUAAUAAUCAUAAAAUUUCGAUGAUCAAUGAGCGAACAAAUGCAAAGUAUGAAUUACUUGUCAAUACCGAUCAUUGUUCAUUUCCUUGGCAAUUUCAUGUCAAUCUAUAUGAAGCAAACAGUCGUAUACGCAUAUUAUCAAUUUAA
Messenger RNA from Rotaria sp. Silwood1, 1017 nucleotides. The record is from the annotation of a GenBank genome assembly. NCBI's taxonomy places the organism in Eukaryota, Metazoa, Rotifera, Eurotatoria, Philodinida, Philodinidae.